AUGGAGCUGCUGUUUCUGGAGAGAGCCGCUCCUCGGGACGGAGCGGGCAGCGCGGGCGUCGCGGAGCUGGCGAGCGGCGGGAAUGCGGGUGCCGAGGGGCCCGGGAGGGCCGGGCCGCUGCGAGACGAGACCCUGGGCGUGGCGUCCGUGCCCUCGCUGUGGAGGGUCGCGCAGGGCAUCCGCGGGGAGACGAAAAGUUGCCAGACAGCCAGCAUCGCCACUGCCGAAGUGUCCACCCAGGCCCGGAAGCAUGCAGACGCCGAGGUGCAGACGGAGGCCCCCGAGCCGGUGGCCGUGCUGCCCCUGCCCCGGCACCACAGCCCGCGGCUGGCGGCCUUCCUGCGCAGGGUGGAGGCCAUGGUCAUCCGGGAGCUGAACAAGAACUGGCAGAGCCAUGCCUUCGACGGCUUCGAGGUGAACUGGACCGAGCCGCAGCAGACGGUGUCGUGUCUGCACACGCUGUGCUACCCGCCGGCCCAGGCGCAGGGGCUGCACGUGACCAGCGUUUCCUGGAAUGCCACGGGCUCCGUGCUGGCCUGUGCCUAUGGCCGGCUGGACGAUGGGGACUGGAGCACGCUCAAGUCCUUCGUGUGCGCCUGGAACCUGGACCGGCGAGGUCUGAACCCCCAGCAGCCCCUGGCGGUGGUGGAGGUGCCCAGCUCCGUCAUGUGCCUGGCCUUCCACCCCACGCAGCCCGCCCACGUCGCAGGAGGGCUGUACAGUGGGGAGGUGCUGGUGUGGGACAUGAGCCGGCCCGAGGACCCCCUGCUGUGGCGCACGGGCCUGACUGACGACACCCACACGGACCCGGUGUACCAGGUGCUCUGGCUGCCGGAGCUCCAGCACAGCCACCGCUUCCAGGUGCUGAGCGUGGCCACGGACGGGAAGGUGCUGCUCUGGCAGGGGGUCGGGGCCGGCCAGCUGCAGCUCACCGAGGGCUUCGCCGUGGUCGUGCAGCAGUUGCCACGGAGCAGCAAGCUCAAGAAGCCCUCCCGGGGUGAGACCGAGGUGGGCGCCACUGCCGUGUCCUUCUCCAGCUUCGACCCCAGCCUGUUCGUUCUGGCCACGGAAGGCGGCUUCCCCAUCAAGUGCUCGCUGGCCGCGGAGGAGGCGGCGCUCACGCGCAUGCCCAGCUCUGUGCCCCUGCGGGCCCCCGCGCAGUUCACCUUCUCUCCCCACGGGGGCCCCAUCUACUCCGUGAGCUGCUCCCCCUUCCACAGGAACCUCUUCCUGAGCGCAGGGACGGACGGCCACGUCCACCUCUACUCCAUGCUGCAGGCGCAGCCCCUCACCUCGCUGCAGCUCUCCCACAAGUACCUGUUCGCCGUGCGCUGGUCCCCCGUGCGCCCCCUGGUGUUCGCAGCUGCCUCUGGGGACGGGGAUGUGCAGCUGUUCGAUCUCCAGAAAAGCUCUCAGAAGCCCACGGCGUCCAUCACACAGACCCACGACGGGAGCCCCGUGUACUGCCUGGAGUUCAACAGCCAGCAGACGCGGCUCCUGGCUGCUGGUGACGCCAAGGGCGCGGUGAAGGUGUGGCAGCUGAGCUCGGCCUUCACGGAGCAGGGGCCUCGGGAGACGGAGGACUUGGACCGGCUGGCCUCGGAGAUAGCCACCUGAGGGCGGGCGGGGGAGAGGCGCGGCCGAGCCAAAUGAAGAGACAUUGCUGGGGGAGAGUCGAGUCCUUUAUUGUCUUUUACAUGAAA
Messenger RNA from Perognathus longimembris pacificus (Pacific pocket mouse), 1703 nucleotides. RefSeq names its product dynein 2 intermediate chain 2 (gene Dync2i2). The record is from RefSeq and is a predicted model, not a curated record. The coding region runs from base 1 to 1617 and encodes 538 amino acids. Lineage: Eukaryota; Metazoa; Chordata; Mammalia; Rodentia; Heteromyidae. Gene Ontology annotation, cellular component: ciliary plasm; cytoplasmic dynein complex. Gene Ontology annotation, molecular function: dynein heavy chain binding; dynein light chain binding. Gene Ontology annotation, biological process: intraciliary transport. The transcript has 10 exons.